This is a messenger RNA of Lytechinus variegatus (green sea urchin), 9931 nucleotides long. Its product is annotated as myotubularin-related protein 13-like. The record is from RefSeq and is a predicted model, not a curated record. Lineage: Eukaryota; Metazoa; Echinodermata; Echinoidea; Temnopleuroida; Toxopneustidae. Bases 114 to 6395 code for a protein of 2093 amino acids. The transcript has 44 exons.
CUGCGCCGUUGUUCUCACUAUGUCCGGAAUUUUCAACAUGGCGACUCACUAUGCUGAAUAAUUGGAAUUACCAUUUUGCCAUGUAAGCUGGAUUAAUACACCAACAGCUACCGAUGGAAAUGUCAAGAUUAGCUGACUAUUUUGUCGUGGUUGGGUAUGACCAUGAUAAAGAAGCUCCAGUCAGCAAGGGUCACCAUAUAGGAUCAGGGAAAAUCCUUCAAAGAUUUCCAGAGAAAGACUGGGAUGACGUACCCUUCCAUCAAGGUCUAGAGCUGUUUUGCCAGCCAGGAGGAUGGAAGAUAACAAGCAAGGCCCAACCACCAACCUUCCAUGUAUCAGUUCUAACGGACAUCGAGGCCAGGCGUCAUUACUGCGCUGUCUUGACCUUCAGCGAGGUCGUCGACAUGACCCCAUCGCGACCUGAUGACCUAGAGAACGAUGAUGUUGAUGGUGCUUUGAUCAGACACACGGUCAUGUUUGCGCCAAAGUGUCUUUCACUGAUCUCUAGAUUAGAAUACUUUGAGACAUUGAAGAACUGUCUUGGUCUCAUGUACACUGUGUAUGUUGAUGGUCUUGAGGUGGAGAUGGAGACAUUGGUCGGUAACAUCCUAGGUCAUGUACAGGUACCACCUCCAGGUGGUCCACAGGUACGUUUCUCAAUAGGAGCUGGUGAUCGUCAAGCAUUGCAACCCCCUCUUAGUGAUUCCUUACCUGUUACAAGAUCAUCUGUAGCUCUUCUUGUUCAGCAACUUGGUAUUCAUAACAUCAUCACACUCUUCUGUGCUGCUGCCACAGAUCAGAAGAUUCUAUUUCACUGUCGGAGUUACACCAGACUAACUGAGGCAUGUGGAGCGCUAAUUUCACUUCUCUUCCCACUGAAAUACAGCUAUGUGUAUAUACCAGUACUGCCUGCUGCACUGACUGAGGUCUUGAGUACUCCUACUCCAUUUAUUAUGGGGAUACAUUCAGCACUAAAAGAGGAAGCUGCAGAAUUGCUUGAUGUAAUAAUUGCUGAUUUAGAUGGUGGUUACUUAUCCAUCCCUGAAUGUGUUAAUUUACUGCUGCCAUCGGAUGCAAUGUAUGAAAGAAUCAACUAUGAACUAACUAUGGUGCUGAGACCUGAUCUUAAGAUAGCUGAUCAAGCUUUUCCUGUGAGCUCAGACACACCCUCUAAACCAGAACUUCUUGACAAAGAGAUACGUGCAAUUUUCCUGCGACUCAUCGCUGAGCUGUUGCUAGGAUACAGAUCUUGUCUCACCAUCAUUAGGAUACAUCCUAGUCCUGUUAUUACAUUCAACAAGGGAAUGUUCCUAUUUCAGCAUGGAGCUCUAGGAGAUGAAUUCCUCAGCAAGUUCCUGGAUGGUAUGAGCUUUGGGACAUUUGUCAACGAGCGAGGGCCUCCUUAUAGACCAUGUGACCUCUUUGAUAAGUUGAAUGCAAUGGUUGCAGAUACGCUUGCUGCUGAGGAAGGUCAGCCUGAGAGAGUUUUGAGGAAUAUCAGAGAUGUCGCUGAGAGACUUUAUGUCAAUGAGAUUCCAUCUUUAUUGUCUAUGUCUGCUGAGGAGAAUCCGACCAAAGCACAGUAUCUACAGAAGAUUCCAAAGCCAUCAGAUGGUGCAUAUACACGUAUCAAUGAACAUCAGUUCCCAACAUUGAACAACCAAAAAGUUGAAGAAGUUGUAACUGAUGGCCAGGCAAAAGCUUUCCUUCAGAGUUUGAAUUCCAGUCUGUCCAAGGCUAGGAACCAGAAAAAUCAGAUAGUACCUUACAAUGCAUCCAGUAGUUUCUUUGAAGGCCAUAGGAAUCUAAUCAACAACAGUGCCAGGAGAUUAGAAGUCUUGAGAACCUGUAUAACAUUCAUCUUUGAGAAUAAGAUCCUUGAUGCAAGGAGGUUGUUUCCAGCUGUGAUGCGCUCCCUGAAGAGUAGGGUUGCUAGGCAAGCUCUUUUACAUGAGCUUGAGCUCCAUGUUAAUAAGAACAGAGCAAUGCUAGAACCACAACAGUUUGGUAUGGUUGUCAGGUUGAUCAAUGCUGCUUUACAGGAGGAUUCUCACGGUGAAGAGUUCAGUCUUAGUAUGGACUUUCUACCCCUCAUUUCAGCAUUCUGCCGGAAACUAUGUCCAGGCAUCAUCCAGUUUGCCUACACAGUCACUCAGGAUCAUCCAGUGUUUGCCAGUCAACAGUUCUGGGAGACUGCUUUCUAUGCAGAUGUAGAGAAGAAUAUACAGAGUCUCUAUGUCACUCCAGAUAACACACCAACCAAUGAGAAGAGAGAUACAUUCAAUGAGGCAUUUGCAGCUGGUCCCGAUGCCUCGGGAUCCUCUACCUCUAGUGCUAAUGGUUUGAUUACAUCGGCUGAGCGUAGCCCACUGGACAUUGCAGCUGAACAGCUCCGUCUUCAACCUAACAUGAACCAUGAUGCAAAGGAAGAGGCUAAGAAUAAUGAAGAGAGUAUUGUAUACAGUCAAGCUGUUCACUAUGCUAAUAGGAUGGUGUGUAUGAGAGUUCCUUUAGAUUCCUCAAGGGGUUUGAAGAACUCUAUCACAUUGGAAGGUGAUAGCGGUGGUAGUAGCAACAUCACAGGCAGUGUUGGUGGUAGUGAUAGCUAUGACGCCGAGAAUAACUUUGAUGAGAAUGACCCUAGGGAUGUACCUAACAGGGUCAUUAAGUUUAUCUCAAGGUUUGUUGAUAAGGUCUGCACAGAGGCUGGUGUGUCACAUGAGCAUCUCAAGAACCUUCAUGGCCUUAUACCAGGUCUAGUAGCGAUGCAUAUCGAGACAUUAGACGCUGUCAAUAGAGAAAGCAAGAGGUUACCACCCAUUCAAAAGCCUAAGAUCUUGAAGCCAACCUUCUUGCCUGGAGAAGAGAAAGUAAUGGAAGGCCUUCGAGGGUACCUGGUGCUGGACGGCAGGGAGGAAGGUCAAGGAGGGGUCAUGGGCGGACCUACACUCUUACCUGCAGAGGGCGCUGUUUUCCUCACCACCUAUAGAAUCAUCUUCAAAGGCACACCCAUUGAUAUGCAAGCUUGUGAGCAAGUAGUGACGAGAAGUUUUCCUGUCUCUGCCCUUUCAAAAGAGAAGAAAAUAAAUGUAACAAACAUUGGCAAUACUUUCCACCUGGACCAGUUCUUACCAGAAGGCAUUCAACUCAGAUCAAACACAUUUCAGCUAAUGAAAAUAGUAUUUGAUGCGGAGGUGAGCCUAGAAAGACUGGAAACGUUCCGUAAGAUGUGCAACAAACUAAGGUAUCCUCAAAGCAUCUUCCAUACAUUUGCCUACCCUCGCCAUCUCAUCUCACCGGCACUCUCAACUCAGAUGAAACACAAAGAGAAGAGUGCCACCUUGAGAAAACUUGCCACUAAAACAUUCCUUCGAGGGGGUAAGAAGUCCACCAAGUUAGCCUCCCGUAAGGAAAAAUACGUCCUACCUCCGGGGGGUAGUGGAAGGCCGUUGCCUCUAGCCUCAUCAACGAUGCUGAAAGACGAGCUUUUAACAUCAAGUAUGGAGAGCGUUCAGACUGAUAGUCGACCUGGGAGCAUUAUGUUUGAUGAAGAUGAGCUUUCAAACGUAGACCUAUCGUCAUUCCUCACCCUGGAGCGGGGUCAAGACUUUGGAGAUCAACCCACCCAAGAAUGUGUUAUAGACGAGGCUGAUAGUUCAGCAACGCUGAAACCCAGUGAUAUGCUGACAGUUGAGAAGCUUGCUGAGAGGUUGUAUGUUCAAGACUAUACAAGGCUAGGACUAGGUCUACUAGGGAAUGGAGCAAUAUCUAGACCAAGGGUUGGUGAUAUGUUCAAGAUCUCUGAGGUCAACAGCAAGUUUGAAGUCGCAAGAAGCUACCCUGCGUUAAUAGUGGUACCUUCGGUGCUCAGUGACGAUAGCAUACGACGCCUUGCCAAAUGUCACCGGCACGGUAGAUUACCGGCGAUUACAUGGCGCCAUCAGCGGACGAAAGGGCUUCUGAUCCGGUCUAGUGGGUUUCAUGGCAAAGGAGUUAUGGGCAUGAUUAAGAGUGCACAAACACAGGGUUCUAGUACGGGUGAAUCGUCAAGCUCAGGAUCAAGUAAGAGCCUCGAGCAGGAGAAAUAUCUCUCAGCCAUCGUGCUUAACACUCCUUAUGGUAGCGCCCAUAAGAGUGAUUCCCUCGUCAGUCUGAACUCUAUACUCCCCCCUACGAAUAGUGGAGAGACCCCAGAUGGUACACCAACUAUCAGUCCACGCAAGGGAACACAUGGGACGGGUACAUUGCUUCAGAGGGGGUUUCUUAGGUCUAGUGGAGGGCAGAAGGCUUAUAUGGGAAAACCAGGAUUAUUUGAUAUUGGUGUAGCCACAUUGAGACGAGGCCAUACAUUGAAGGGCAGCAGUCGCUUAAUGAUGGGAGCCUCGAGCCACGCCCAGCUGGGUGGUGGUGUCUCACCUGCCGUCUCUAAAAAACACCUUACUCUUGGCUCUCGAUCGGCAGCAACCAGGAACGGCUCGGUCACUGAACAGGACCUGGCCAUCCCAAGGAAGCAAGAGGCAAGGAAGGCUGCCCUCUAUGUCUUUGGAGAGAAAUCUCAACUGAGGAAUUUCAAAUCAGACCAGAGCACUAAAUGUGACUUCAUUCCUUAUGACUACUAUGAGACCAGGCACAUCAAGGCUAGCUAUAAGAAACUGAUGAAGGCUUGUCUCCCUAGUAAUCCCAUCACUGAUCCUGAGAUGGGCUUUCAUAAGAUGGUUGGAGAAUCAGAAUGGUUGCUUCAGAUUCAGAGUAUCAUGCAGCUAGCAGGAGCAACAGUAGAUCUGAUUGAUCUUCAAGGAUCGUCAGUGUGGCUAAGCUUUGAAGACGGCUGGGAUUUCACUACUCAGGUGAGUUCCCUAGCACAGCUUCUGAUGGACCCUUACUACCGGACAUUGGCUGGAUUCAAGGUCCUGAUUGACAAAGAAUGGCUAGCCUUCGGUCAUCGCUUCACUCACAGAACCAACCAGACUAUUGCCCAUCAGACUAGUGGCUUUGCUCCUGUCUUUCUACAGUUCCUGGACUGCGUGCACCAGGUUCACUCUCAAUUCCCUCUGUCAUUUGAAUUCAAUCAGUACUUUCUGAAGAUGAUAGCAUACCACUACGUAUCAAAUCGCUUUCAGACAUUCAUGUGGGACUCAGACUAUGAAAGAUAUCAAGCAGCAACUCAGGUGUAUGAGGAUAGGAGACCAUCAAGGAUUGAUGAGAGUGGGGAUAGUGACAGUGAGACACCAAGCCCACCUCUCAAAUCACUCUGGGCUUACAUUGACAAGUAUCAUCCUCGAUCACCAAUCUUCUACAACUUCCAGUUUGCACCACACACAACAGUAAAUGAUGUCCUAAGGCCCUAUACCAAUACAUCUAGUCUGAAGAUCUGGGAUUACUUCCUUGAAGAGAAUCUUUAUGGUGGACCAUCCUUUGACCGUGAGCUCUUUGAAUCAGCAACCAAUGAGGAUAAUGAACAACCCUUAGAACAGACUGAUAGGAGGACUGUCAAUGCUAGUUAUGAUGAUGUAUCACAUGCUGAACCUGACAUCCAUAGGUGGCUAUUAGAAGAGAUGAGACAAUUAGAGUCAGACCUUGGCAAGCAACAUAAGAACUGGAAGCAUCUUCUUGAACAUCUAGAAGCAAGGUUUGUGACGAGAAGGAAAAGAACGUCACAAGCAACGGAGGAAGCACGUGUCCAGAGCAUGACAGCUCAUAAGAAAACAACCAUUGAUAUUCUAGUCAGGGGAAAGAAUAUUGCUGAACCAACACCAAAAGGGUUCAAUUUUCCACAUCACUUUGAGCCUUGUAGCUACAUGACACCAACAAGCUGUGACUUCUGUAAUCAGAUGCUGUUUGGUGUCGUAAAGCAAGGGUGUACAGGCAUGAAAUGUUCAGACUGUGGUUACAAUGUCCAUGAGAAGUGUGUACCUCAGGUCCCAAAGCAGUGUUCAAGGAGGGGUUCUACAAAAGAAAGCUCCGCCCCAACCAGGCAGGUUACUAAGGAAGACUCUAAUCCUGCCCACACCCCAACAACAGACAAUGUACGCUCAUUCACAGAGGGUUAUGAACAGUUCAACAACCUAAUAGAUGAGACAAGGUCACAUGAAGGUCAUCUAUAUAAGAGAGGAGCAAGACUCAAAGGAUGGAAGCAAAGAUGGUUUGUCUUAGAUUCACAAAAACAUCAGUUGAGGUACUACGAAGCACGGCAUGAUCCUCAUUGUAAAGGUUUUAUUGAUUUGAAAGAAGUCGAAUCAGUACAACCAGCUUUCGCAAACCCAUCGGCACCUAAGAAAGUAGAGGAUAAUGCAUUCUUUGAUCUGAAGACGACAAAGAGAGUGUACAACUUUAUAGCAGACACCAAAGCAGCAGCUGAAGAAUGGAUUAGUAAAAUACAAGACUGUUUAUCAUGAUACUGGACUUAGCAAUACAUUCACAUGUAUGUAUCGCACCAUUGGAUAUUAAUUUCAGAUGUGUUUAUUCACCAGUCUCAAUAUGAACUUUGGGAAAAGAGACUGGACUGUGUUUGUCAUGAUAACAAGACUUUUUAUAUUGGUGUUAUUAUUGUAAGGUGAUGCAGUGAGAUGGGAUGUAUACCAUUCUGUAAGCUCUUGGAGAAAGGAUGAACUCUUGUAAUCAUUAUUGACGUCAGAGUGAUUGCAUUUACUGUGCAUUUAAAAUGCAUUUGUGAUGGGAUCAACUACCAAGCUGUAAACCGUGGGAAAAAGGAUGGACUUUUGAUAUCAAUUUUAACACCACAGUAAAUGCAUUUGCUGUGCAUUUAGAAUGUAUUUUUGACACAGGAGAUCAUCUUCAAUCUGCAAACCAUUGGAUGGACCAAUGCAAUCAUGAUGAACAUCAAAGUGAUUGCAUUUUCAGUGCAUUUGAACUGGAUUGUACUAGUCUUGAAAUCAUAGCAGAAAGAAUGCACUCUUUCAUUAGGAUGACUGCAUUCUCAUUGCAUCGAGUAUGGAUGUGUUUCCAGUCUCUUUGAACCAUGCAAGAAGACUGGACUCUGUUCUACUAUGAUUAUAUCUUGGUGAAGUUUUAACACUGAAAGAAAAGAAUCUGCAACAGUCUUUGUGAAAAACACUGAAAGAGUGACAUUUGAUAACUGAAUGCAAUACUAGAGGAAAUGGAGUAUAUGUCAUUUGUAAGGAUAACAUCAAUCUGUGAAGAAUGUUAGAGACUGUUUUAGAUCCAAGAGGCUUUUCAAGAGAGUGGUUAAAAUAGAUAUCAUAAAUGAUAUCUAUGGGUGGAUUAUAACUUUUAUAUCAAUGUAGAUAAUACCAUUUUUGUUCGCAAUUAGUAUACAUGAAUCCAAUUUCAGACCACUUUUGGGGUCAUAUUGGGGCAUGGAAGGGGCUCUUAUAGUUGACCAAAAGAACUAUCAAUGUAUUAUGAAAUGAGUAAGGUGUGAUACCAAUGCAUAAACUAUCCUUUUUUAAGCAAUCUGAAGCCUACCCUCAGCCCCUCCCCUCUCCCAGUUUACCUGAAGCCUACCCUCAGCCCCUCCCCUCUCCCAGUUUACCUGAAGCCUACCCUCAGCCCCUCCCUUCUCCCAGUUUACCUGAAGCCUACCCUCAGCCCCUCCCCUCUCCCAGUUUACCUGAAGCCUACCCUCAGCCCCUCCCCUCUCCCAGUUUACCUGAAGCCUACCCUCAGCCCCUCCCCUCUCCCAGUUUACCUGAAGCCUACCCUCAGCCCCUCCCAGUUUACCUGAAGCCUACCCUCAGCCCCUCCCCUCUCCCAGUUUACCUGAAGCCUACCCUCAGCCCCUCCCUUCUCCCAGUUUACCUGAAGCCUACCCUCAGCCCCUCCCUUCUCCCAGUUUACCUGAAGCCUACCCUCAGCCCCUCCCUUCUCCCAGUUUACCUGAAGCCUACCCUCAGCCCCUCCCUUCUCCCAGUUUACCUGAAUAUCAGCACCCAAAUAUGACAGCAAAGAGAUUGAUCAGGUCAGAAACAAGAUUCCAAACAUACUGUUGGCUUGUCGAGUCUUUACACAUUUUACUGGCUGUAUGUACAUGAGUGACUUUCCCAAAGUGAUUUAUUUGUUCAUAUGGAAGAAUGCAAGGCUUUCCGAUUAUGAUAGCUUAAUCAGUUCAUUAAGUAAAGCAAGAUAGGGGGUGGAUAUGCAAAUUUGUUAAAAUUUGAAUUGAAAGUGCUCAGUAACAUUUAUUUUUAUUUAUUUUAUUUAUUUAUUAAAAUAUCUUUAAACAGGAUAACAAGCUCAGAUUGACUGUUUUCAGCCAGGUCCUGUUAACAUAAAAUAAUAUAUACUAAAAAUAUAAAAGUGUAACUUACGUGUAAGUUUUUUACAAGUAAUGAAUAAAUUCAAUAAUAUUUAUUUGAAGCUUUUAGGUAAAGGAUAGUUUGAUUUCUGGACCAUCUUAUCCCACCAUGCAGAAUCAAAUCAAACUACAUGAAAUAUGAAUACAUGUUGAUAACAAUGAUAUGAUCAAUUCUCAAUAAUCCAAAUUGUAAAAAAUAAAAAGUGUACAAGCUUGAGAGGAUGUUCGACCCCUGUCUAACUUUCAGCUAAUUAAAAUGUGGGUUAAUGCAGAAAAAACUACUAUUUUUAGAAGAGAAUAAAGUCCUUUCUUUUGUCACUUAAAUCAGUUCUAGUGUGGAUACUUACUUGUUUCAUUCCAAAUUACCAAUCAGUCCUCAUUUCUACAAGUCAUUAUGAAGAUACCUGAGAUAUUUUGAAUAUUAUAGCUAUGCCAAGAAACAAGGGCAAUAAAGAUUAGCAUUGUACCCAUCAGAAAGAAAGAAGUCAUUUGAAUGCAAAUGUUGGGAAAAUAGUAACAUAUUAGCACAUUUAUUUUAGCAAAGUAUGUUGCAUUUCUGUGUGGAUUUGGUCUUAAUAUAACUGUUCAUGCAUGGGGACCGUGUAUGGAAAGGGUAUAAUACAUUUUUUUUCAAAUCUUGAACGCAGCUUAUCGACCUUGAAUUUCCUUAUCUAUUUUUUUCCAGGUAUAAACUAAUAUUUUUGCUUUCGAAGUACAGUUCAGUCGUGCUAUAUUUAAUUAUAAUUGCAGUUGAAGUUGAUAUCCCAAUAGGUAAUUUUAUAUAUAGCUUUUAGCCUUAUUAUUUCUUUUUAUCAAAACAUUUUGCAAGGAGCUGAAGGAAACUGUAUGCAAGGUCUUAUUUUUUACUCGUAGAAGUAAAGACAUCAAGGAACUUUUUUAUGAAUGGACUGAUCUAAAGUUUUAUCCAGGCCUUCUCAGCCAAUCAAAAUCAAGGAAAUCUGUCAGAUAUGACUAGGUGUCGGACGACAAACAUUGAUGAAACGAUCCCCUGAUUUGAUCAGGCUGAUUUUUAAGAGAAAUCCAUUGACCCACUUUUACUAAAGAUCCUGAUAUUACUAGAGAGUUUUCACAUUUACUACGGGUGGCUCCCUACAAUGCACCGAUUCCUUAAAAAUAUGUAAUGAAACUCACAAUAGAAAGCUGAGAGGAUUUUGUCGAAAGUUGGUGGACCGGGAAAGCAUCAGAAUGUCAUGACUCUGGACAAUGACAUAUUUGCCAUUGUUUGUCUGGUGUAAAUUUUCGGAUGAUCUGCUGUCCCGGGAUGCCAACUUUCGACAAAAGCCUCUUGGCUCUCAAUUAUGUUUGGACUUGCAUUUUCAAAGUAAUUAGUGCGUUGUAGAGUGGCCAUGGAGCAAAUGCAAAAACACUCUAUUUCAUUAAUACAAAUAUACACUAUCAACUGAAGAAAAUUAGUUUUAAUUGACGAGAUCUGCGAAGAUGAAUAAUGAAUAGAUUACUUUAAUCCACAUUACAUGUACCUAUAGUCAUCUUAAUGGGUUUGUAUGGAUGAUCUCCAUAAUCUGAAUUUCAGUUUACUUUAUAGCCAUGGUCUUAAUCUGUGGUUUUCUUAUGGAUAGCCAUAUGCGAGACAAUUAUCUUCCAAUUGACAUUCAAUUUAUCAGUACAUCUUAACCC